ACUCCUCCACUUUUACUCCCAGAAAUCCCACCACACAAAUCUCUCUCUCUCUCUCGCUCUCUCAAACUCAAAUCCAUGGCUACCAUUGCGAAAUCUGGGAUCUGGGUUUUGGUGGUAGUGGUGGGUUUGAUAGUUUCACCUAGUGAAUCUCUAACCUGCUCGUCUCAGAAAUUCACAAACAAGUCCUUCGAUAGUUGCAGUGACCUCCCAAAGCUAGGUGCCUACCUUCACUGGACAUACAAUGCGUCCAAUUCAACACUCUCCAUGGCUUUCUUAGCUAAACCACCACAAGCCGAUGGGUGGGUCGCAUGGGCUAUCAACCCAACCUCCACAAAAAUGGCUGGGUCCCAAGCUCUCUUAGCUUACAAAUCCAACGGCGCCAUUCCAACUGUCCACCAAUACAACAUCACCUCCUACAACUUCACUGCCGCCGGUACCAAGUUGACGUACGAUGUUUCCGAUUUGAGUUCCGAGGAAUCCGGCGGCACAAUCACCAUCUUCGCUAAGUGGAAGUUGCCUGAGAAAACUGAGAAGAUUAACCAAGUUUGGCAAGUGGGUCCUGUUAUGCAAGGUUUACCUGGGAUCCAUGCUACCAAGGGUGAUAAUAUUUUGUCUUUUGAGGCCCUACAGUUGGCGGGGUCAGGUGGGUCCAACUCUCCUACUGCUAGUCCUGCACCUGGACCUGGGUCGAGUUCGGUUCCUGUAUCUCCUGCACCCAGCAAUGGGUCUACUCCAAGUUCAACUUCAAGAACUACAGUGGGUUUCAACAUGGGUUUGUUGUUUUCGUUUGUGAGUGUUGCUAGUUUGAUGGGUCUCUGAGUUUACUAGUUGGGUUGGAGAUUUUGAUGUUCUUGGAUUUGGUGAAGAUUUGUAUUGGGUGAAAAACGAGGUAUUCGGUGUUAAUAAAAAAAAGAGUAGUAGUUGUAGUCUUUAUUUAUUUUUAUCUUAUCUGUAUUGAUUUAAUCAAUGAGAAAGUAGUUUUAUUUUGAAA
Molecule: messenger RNA, 991 nt
Organism: Quercus robur (English oak)
Lineage: Eukaryota; Viridiplantae; Streptophyta; Magnoliopsida; Fagales; Fagaceae
Product: auxin-induced in root cultures protein 12-like
Exons: 1
Coding region: 76-819 (247 amino acids)
Source: RefSeq, a predicted model, not a curated record